AUGCCUGCAGGCUCUCAGGACAGCGCGAAGCGCAAAAGGGCUUCCACAGGCAAGGUCACCAAAGUCGCCAAGAGGCGGCUUUCAUCAGAUGAAGAGGCCGAAGACCUAAACGGAAAGAUCUUGCUCAUGGAACAGGGCAUUCUGGAAUCCAAGAAGAACUACAACGAUAUUGCCAACCUUCUCAGCAUCGCCAGUGGCUACGAAGAUGGAGAGGAAGAGUCAACACUGGCCGCGGUAGCUUUAUGUCGAAUUUUCCUAAGAUUACUGGCUCAGGGUUCUCUUGUCGCAAAGAAAAAUCAGUCGGAGAAGGAAGCUGUGGUCUUCAGCUGGCUAAAAGACCAGUAUUCACAGUACAAGUCUCUUCUGCAGGACAUGCUUAAAGACAAAGAUCUGGCCGUGACUGCACUCACUCUCUGCAUGAGGACUCUGAAAGCAGAGGGAGAGCAUCUUCACAAUAAAGAAGAAUACACCUUCCCUCAGGCCUUUCUGGAGGGCAUUGUUGCGACUUUGAUUACGUCGGAUAGCGACGAUGUGGGAAAGGCAUUCCUCGAGUCAUACGUGGAAGAGUUCGACGACAUUCGAUACUACACAUUCAAAUCAGUAAAGACAAUUCUGGGGCGAUUCAACAAGGAUGAUAUUCCAGACGGCUUGUUCGACCGAGCGUUUGCUUUGCUAUCAGCCCUGGAUGGAGUUCCCCAGUCCGCCGAGGAGCUUGAGGACUUUUACAUCCCUCGUCCUAAAAAGAAAUCUCAUAAUCUAAGAUCGGCUAUCCAACACAAGCGACAGGGACAAGACGCUUGGUUAGCUAUACUGAGCAUUGUCCAGAGCAAAGAUGAGCGGAAACGCAUCCUCAGCGUCAUAUCCACAAACAUCGCCCCCUGGUUUACAAGACCCGAGCUUCUAUCCGACUUCCUCACCAGCUGUUACAAUGCAGGCGGCUCAAUGUCCUUAUUAGCCCUCUCCGGUGUCUUUUACCUCAUCCAAGAGCGGAACCUAGACUACCCAUCAUUCUAUCCCAAACUUUACUCACUCCUCGACAAAGACAUCCUUCACUCCAAGCAUCGCUCUCGCUUUUUCCGUCUUCUGGAUACUUUCCUUGCCUCGACUCAUCUUCCCGCUGCUCUUGUUGCCAGCUUUGUCAAGAGACUUGCCCGGCUCUCAUUAAACGCUCCCCCGAGCGCCAUUGCUACCGUUAUCCCUUGGACUUACAACCUCUUAAAACGUCACCCAACCUGCACAUUCAUGAUUCAUCGAGUUGUGCAAGACCCGGAAUUGAAGAAGCAUAUCCAGGACAAUGGCGCAGACGAUUCCUUCGACCCCAAAGAGACAGACCCCAUCGAGACCGGCGCCAUUGAUAGCUCCCUGUGGGAGCUUGUUCAGCUGCAGUCGCACUAUCACCCGAAUGUUGCAACCAUUGCAAAGAUCGUUUCCGAGCAGUUCACCAAGCAGUCAUACAACAUGGAAGAUUUCCUCGAUCACUCUUACGCUAGUUUGCUUGAUGCGGAGAUUGGAAAGGAAAUCAAGAAAGCCCCCGUGGUGGAAUUCCACAUCCCCAAGAGGGUUUUCCUGCCCCAAGACGAGCCCGCCACCAACCCAGACAGCCUGUUGGUGAAGCUGUGGGACUUUGGAGAGCCAGCGAAUGGUGUCGCGGCUGCAUAG
Molecule: messenger RNA, 1659 nt
Organism: Trichoderma gamsii
Lineage: Eukaryota; Fungi; Ascomycota; Sordariomycetes; Hypocreales; Hypocreaceae
Exons: 3
Coding region: 1-1659 (552 amino acids)
Biological process (GO): ribosome biogenesis
Cellular component (GO): Noc4p-Nop14p complex; small-subunit processome; nucleolus
Source: RefSeq, a predicted model, not a curated record